CAUCACUACUACUUCACUCUUACAACAAUAAUCUCUCCUAUCUUUAAACAGAGAAACAGAGAAGAAGAAAGUGAUUAAGUUAAAGAUUAAUGGGGAAGGACAUUGAGGUUGCAGAGCAUGGUCGAGACUACCAGGACCCACCUCCUGUUGAUUUUUUCGAUGCCGAUGAGCUCGGUAGUUGGUCAUUUUACAGGGCCCUCAUUGCCGAGUUCGUGGCGACUCUUCUGUUUCUUUACAUUACUGUGUUGACUGUAAUUGGCUACAAGGCCCAGACGGAUCCUGAUACUAAUCCAGACCAGUGUGGCGGCGUCGGAAUUCUCGGCAUUGCUUGGGCCUUUGGUGGCAUGAUCUUUGUCCUCGUUUACUGUACUGCUGGAAUUUCAGGGGGUCAUAUUAACCCAGCGGUGACAUUUGGAUUGUUUUUGGCGCGGAAGGUGUCACUGGUACGGGCAGUGAUGUACAUGGUGGCUCAGUGCCUUGGAGCCAUCUGCGGGGUUGGGUUGGUCAAGUCAUUUCAGAAGUCUUACUAUAUCCGCUACGGUGGUGGUGCUAAUGAAUUAGCGGAAGGCUACAACAAAGGCACCGGUUUGGGUGCUGAAAUUAUCGGAACUUUUGUUCUUGUUUACACUGUUUUCUCUGCCACCGAUCCCAAGAGAAAUGCCCGAGACUCUCAUGUUCCCGUGUUGGCUCCGCUUCCUAUUGGAUUUGCUGUUUUCAUGGUUCACUUGGCUACCAUCCCAAUCACUGGAACUGGUAUCAAUCCUGCUCGUAGUUUCGGAGCUGCAGUCAUCUACGGAAAGGAGAAGGCCUGGGAUGAUCAAUGGAUUUUCUGGGUUGGGCCCUUCAUCGGGGCCGCGAUUGCCGCCUUCUACCAUCAGUACAUCUUGAGAGCAGCAGCUGUGAAGGCUCUGGGAUCAUUCAGGAGCAAUGCUUAAUUUAUGAUCUAGAUGAGAAUGGGCACGGUGUGAAUAAAAAGGAACUCAUUGAGCGGAGUUGAACAAGUUGUAAAUUGUUGGUUUAGUAUGAGGUUCUAUUCGUCUUGGAUGUCAAUUAUUAUCAAUCACAGGGCACUUGUUUUUCUUA
Daucus carota subsp. sativus is the source of this 1083-nucleotide messenger RNA. Its product is annotated as probable aquaporin PIP2-4. Bases 90 to 935 code for a protein of 281 amino acids. Gene Ontology annotation, biological process: transmembrane transport. Gene Ontology annotation, molecular function: water channel activity. The transcript has 4 exons. Gene Ontology annotation, cellular component: plasma membrane. NCBI's taxonomy places the organism in Eukaryota, Viridiplantae, Streptophyta, Magnoliopsida, Apiales, Apiaceae. The record is from RefSeq and is a predicted model, not a curated record.